AUGGAAAUGGAGCGACCUGGAAAGAACACGAUCCGCGUUCGAAAAUGGUUUGGAAAUCGCAAAGAGCUCGCUGCCAUCCGCACUGUCUACUCGCACAUUCAAAACAUGAUCAAGGGAGUCACCAAGGGUUAUCGUUACAAGAUGCGUUCCGUCUGUGCUCACUUCCCAAUCAACAUAGCUCUUCAAGAAAAGGACGACUUAUCGAGGCAUCGGACUUCCAUGAUA
Messenger RNA from Mesorhabditis belari, 225 nucleotides. NCBI's taxonomy places the organism in Eukaryota, Metazoa, Nematoda, Chromadorea, Rhabditida, Rhabditidae. The record is from the annotation of a GenBank genome assembly.